AUGGAUGAACACUAUAGCGUAGAUGAAAGCAUGAUCCCGUAUUACGGAAAACACUACGCUAAACAGUUCAUCCGUGGAAAGCCAAUUAGGUUUGGUUUCAAAAACUGGGCAAUGUGUGCUAGUACCGGAUAUAUGUUAGCGUUCAGUUUAUAUACGGGAAAGAGUUCUGAAAAAAAAGAUUUUGGAGUAGGUGGCGACGUAGUUCUCAACCUAAUUACAUUGAGCAAACUUCCACCAAACAGUGGCAUAAAAUUGUUUUUUGACAAUUAUUUUACAUCUUUGAGCCUGAUGAGACACCUGAAGGAGCUUGGCUAUUAUAACGUAAAACAAUUCAAGAAGGAGGCGCGAGGUCAUUACGAUUACCGAGUAGCUGAUGAUGUUUUCGUAUGUCGGUGGAAUGAUAACAAUGUUGUCACAGUAGCCACUAAUUUUGAAAAUCUGGCAAUUACAUCUGCCACACGCUGGUCCAAUGAAGAAAAAGCCAAAGUGCAAGUACCUCAGCCAUCACUUAUUUCAAAUUAUAAUAAGUAUAUGGGUGGAGUAGACAAAUGUGAUCAGGCUGUGGCAAACUUACGAACUCGGAUGCGUAUAAAGAAAUGGUGGUGGCCCAUAUUUGCAUAUUUAUUAGACGUUUCGGUUGUAAAUGCCUGGUUACUUGCACGGAAGAAUGGCUGCACAAGAGAUACUGAGUCUUUAUUCGUUUUUAGACGCUUCAUAGCAAGGAGCUUACUUUCGACACAUGGCACACCACCACAUCAAGGUCGCAAGCCGGCAAAACCAUUAUCUACAAUGAGAUACGACGGUAAAGAACAUUGGCUGGUUCCAAUAAAUACUGAACGUCGGUGUGCAAAUCAAUGUGGAGGAAAAAGUAAAUUUCAGUGUCAGAAAUGUGAUGUAGGCCUUCACCCGAAAUGUCACAUGGCAUACCACAUUUUAAAUUAA
Molecule: messenger RNA, 942 nt
Organism: Leptosia nina
Lineage: Eukaryota; Metazoa; Arthropoda; Insecta; Lepidoptera; Pieridae
Source: the annotation of a GenBank genome assembly